AUGACAAGUAAACCGAAGCAGGUUAGCGAAAGUACUGAACAUAGUGAUGAUGAACAACAGUCAGAUAGUUUGUCAAAUGAUCUUGUAGUUACAAAAUAUGCAACAGCGGCUGACAUUGUUAAUUUUGCUUUGAAGGAAAUAAUAAAAGAAGUGAAAAGUGGUGUAGAAGUUGGAUUUUUAUGUGAUUUAGGGAAUAAAAUAAUCGAAGAUCGAGUAUCAAAAAUUUUUAAGAAAGAAAAAGAGUUACAGAAAGGUAUUGCUAUGCCGACAUGUAUAUCUGUCGAUAACUGUAUUUGUCAUUAUUCUCCACUACGCAGUGAUCCACCAGUUUGUUUAAAGGAUGGCCAAAUGGUUAAAAUUGAUCUUGGUGCUCAUGUUGACGGCUUUGUUGCCAAUGUUGCUCAUACUGUUGUUGUCGGUGCGACCCAUGAUAAUAAAGUAGUAGGAAAUAAGGCAAAUGUAAUGCUAGCAUCUUAUCAUGCAAUGGAAGUAGUAUUACGUAUGUUACGUCCGGGACUUUAUAAAAACUUCCAGAUCACUGAUAUGAUUGACAGAAUUGCGGCUGUUUAUUCAGUUAAGCCAAUUGAAAAUGUAUUAUCACAUCAGUUAGAAAAGAAUAAAAUUGAUGGAGGGAAGGAAAUUAUACAGAAUCCUGGUGAAAAGCAAAAGGAAUUGCCUAAAUGUACUUUUGAGAAACAUGAGGCAUAUGCAAUAGAUAUUAUGAUGAGCACUGGUGACGGUAGAGCUCGACCACAAGAUGCUCGCACAACUGUUUAUAAAAAGGCUGAAGACAUAUAUUCGCUGAAAAUGAAAACUGCCAGGAUAUUUUACUCACAGGCAACAAAUAAAUACGGUAGUAUGCCAUUUACGUUACGUUCAUUUGAAGAUGAGAAACAAGCAAAACUAGGUGUUGUCGAAUGUGAACGUCAUGGGCUUUUGCGCCCUUACCAAGUAUUAUAUGAAAGAGAUGGAGAAUACGUUGCUCAGUUUAAAUGCACAGCUUUGAUAAUGCCCAAUGGUAUUUUGAAAAUCACAGGAUUACCUCUUGAUAUGGAUUUGAUUGAAAGUGAUGUAAAAAUAAUAGACCCUGAGAUAAAUGCAUUACUUACCGCCUCUUUGAAGCCUAAAAAGAAAAAGAAUGGUGGCGAAAAAAAAGCCGAUGAUAAGUCUGCCAUAUCGAAUGAAGAGAAUGAAACUAAAAUUAAUACAAAUAAACAACUGAAUACUCCAAAUGCAGGCAAAGAUAAAGGUGAAAAAUCAUCAAUUGCUGACCAUGCGAACAACAAAACAGCAAAAAAGAAGAAUGAAAACGAAAAGAAAGAAGAUAUGAAGGAAGUUGUUAGGCGAGAAGAACGAGCUAAAUAA
Dracunculus medinensis (Guinea worm) is the source of this 1365-nucleotide messenger RNA. NCBI's taxonomy places the organism in Eukaryota, Metazoa, Nematoda, Chromadorea, Rhabditida, Dracunculidae. The record is from the annotation of a GenBank genome assembly.